AUGCACACUCCGUCAGCGCUCAUCUUGAUCGCGAAUGGCACCGAAGAAAUGGAGUUGUACUGCACGUCUGCAUUUGUCCCAGAGCCAGGAAGCUCCCUAGAGGAUGUUAACUUCGAGAACAACCCUCCAUUUGCGAAAGGCUCCCGCGGGAUCAGAAUUGUGCCGGACACGUACUUCUCUCCCCAUGACUCUACUCCUGACAACUUCGAUGUGUUGGUCAUCCCCGGAGGCGCCAAGGGAGCGCAAACCAUGUCAGAGAGCCCAGCCGUGCAGGAACUCGUCCGUAAAUACCUCGAUAGUGACAAAUUCGUGGGGAUGGUCUGCGCAGGCAGCCUAACAGCUUUGACGUCGAAGCUUCCCAAGCAGAGCCUGACUUCUCACCCGAGCGUCCGUGACCAGUUGAAAGAUUCGUUUGAGUAUUCGGAAGACCCUGUGGUCUGCUCAGGGAAACUAAUCACCAGCUCGUCAGCGGCUCCUCACUUCCUUCCAGGCACCACCUUUCCCUUCGCGCUCACUCUCGUCGAGCUGCUUUGCGGUAAGGAGAAGCGCAGCGAAGUCGCGGGGCCGAUGGUAUUCCCCGCUGGCACAUUCGCCUAG
This is a messenger RNA of Epithele typhae, 597 nucleotides long. RefSeq names its product DJ-1. Gene Ontology annotation, biological process: protein deglycation, glyoxal removal; guanine deglycation, glyoxal removal. The record is from RefSeq and is a predicted model, not a curated record. NCBI's taxonomy places the organism in Eukaryota, Fungi, Basidiomycota, Agaricomycetes, Polyporales, Epitheliaceae. Gene Ontology annotation, cellular component: cytosol; nucleus. Gene Ontology annotation, molecular function: protein deglycase activity. The coding region runs from base 1 to 597 and encodes 198 amino acids. The transcript has 6 exons.